AUGAAAGGAUCGCAGCGGCUGCCACCACCGCUGGACAACUGCAGCCAGGGCAUUAGUGAAGCCACCCACGUCGACCUGCCCGGGGCGCUUUCGUCGCCGCCGGCCUGCGGGGAGCUGGCGAUUGUCCCGUCGCAGUGGGAGCUGCGGGUGGCGCAGCACAGCGUCGCGCCGUACAUCGUCCCGCCGCAGCAGCACUCCCCGUACGGGGCACUGGCCACGUCGAAUGUAUGCCCGACGUGCUACCGCCCACUGGGCACGAAUGAAAUGGGUGAUGUGCCGUCACCCCCCAGCGAGCAGCACUUCACUCCGCAGUACUUCCGCGCCUUGGUGCAAACGCAGACGCCACGUCUGACUAUUUGUGAUAGCCCCUCUUCGCAGCCUCGAGAGAUGACGUUGCCGCCGACAGAGUCACCUCUUCCGGCGCAGCAGCACUCUAGGCCCUGCAACAACGAAGAAGAAGAGGAGGUAGGUGCGGAGGGGAAUGGGGCUGGUGCGUCCGGCAAUGGGAUGGCCACCCACGGGGGCCGUGCGGCGAGCGAUGACGGCAGCGGCGGGUACUACAAGCGCUACUUCCGAGAGAUACAGAAACUUGGCAACGGCACCUUUGGCGGUGUGUAUCUCUGCCAGCACGUUAUGGAGGGUGCGCCGCUUGGGUUCUUUGCACUCAAGAAAAUACCCGUCGGUGACAACACGGAGUAUCUGCACAAAGUCCUGCACGAGGUGCGCAUCCUCGAGGAGGUGAAGCGACACCCCAACGUCGUGGAGUACAACCACAGCUGGGUGGAUAUAGCUCAGAUCGCCGACUUUGGGCCACCGGUGCGGUGCCUAUUUAUACUGAUGGAGUACGCGACACUGGGAUCGCUCGACUCUUAUCUUGAGCAGCACGGCACGGCGCUGCCAACAAUUGCGGUCUGGUACUUCUUCCUCAGCGCCCUGGCGGGGGUUUCCCACCUGCACCAGAAGAAUAUCCUGCACCGCGACCUCAAGCCGCAGAAUCUGCUGCUCACAGGACGGCGCGAAAAGCCGCCGCGUGUGCUCGUGAGUGACUUCGGCACCGCCACACUCCUUGGUGAGUUAUCCUACGAGCGUACUGGCGGUACAGGGACGAUGGAAUACAUGGCACCAGAGCUUUUUGAGUGUGCACCGGGGCAUGACAGUGAGUACAUCCACACACACACCAAAGCGACAGAUGUGUGGUCUCUUGGUAUGAUUCUGCACUACCUCGCCUGUGACAGGACUCUGCCUGACCACCUGCCGAAUGGCGAGGUGCUCCUCGAUGUACAAAAACAUGCGCCGCGCACCCGUCCACCGGAGAUGGUGCAGCUCAUUCGCGCUAUGCUGCACCGAAGCCCAGCAAAGCGUCCGACCUGCAAGGAGUUAUUGAAGUCUACGGUGGUGCGAACAAUCCUGCAGAGCUUUGAAAAGGCGAACCUCUCCUCGGAUAUCCUUCCGACAGCCGCGGCGGAAGAGGCAGCAGACUCCACGGAUCAGUAUAGCAUGGAAGACACACGCACAUUUCGCGUGGAUUGGGUGCGGCACACCACACCCACUACGCGGUCGCGGAGGGGAAGUCCGACUCGCAACGAGGAGGAAACGGAGUGUCCACAAUCGCCCGUGGUGGAGGUGCCGCUGAUGCUGCAAUACAAGACGAAGGAGUCAAAGCGUCUCACGUCUGCUGGACUCCGUGGAACCCUGCGGGGACGGCGACCAAACACAGUGGACCGGGGUGUGCAGACUGACUACGUCAAAAUUGUGGACGAGUGA
This is a messenger RNA of Trypanosoma grayi, 1764 nucleotides long. RefSeq names its product protein kinase. Gene Ontology annotation, biological process: protein phosphorylation. NCBI's taxonomy places the organism in Eukaryota, Euglenozoa, Kinetoplastea, Trypanosomatida, Trypanosomatidae. The coding region runs from base 1 to 1764 and encodes 587 amino acids. The record is from RefSeq and is a predicted model, not a curated record. Gene Ontology annotation, molecular function: ATP binding; protein kinase activity. The transcript has a single exon.